Messenger RNA from Elephantulus edwardii (Cape elephant shrew), 1565 nucleotides. Its product is annotated as ephrin-A5-like. Gene Ontology annotation, molecular function: ephrin receptor binding. The coding region runs from base 270 to 956 and encodes 228 amino acids. Gene Ontology annotation, biological process: regulation of cell-cell adhesion; regulation of actin cytoskeleton organization; axon guidance. Gene Ontology annotation, cellular component: plasma membrane; external side of plasma membrane. The transcript is spliced from 5 exons. The record is from RefSeq and is a predicted model, not a curated record. NCBI's taxonomy places the organism in Eukaryota, Metazoa, Chordata, Mammalia, Macroscelidea, Macroscelididae.
CUCCAUUUUGUGAUUCCUUUUUCCUUCUGAACCCUCCAGUGGGGGUACGAGUUUGUCUUUAUUUCCCCCACUCCACUGCCGCCUUUUCUUCUCGCUUUCCUCCCCCUCCCCAGCUCGGCGUGUGCUCCAUUCUUUUCUCACUCUCCAUUCAUUUCUAUUUAUUCAUAUUUAUUUGGCGCCCGAUCUCCUUUCUCUCCAUCCCUCCUCCCUCCGGAUCCCGCUCUCUCCCCGGAGUGGCGCGUCGGGGGUUUCGCCGCUGGCCAGGCGUGAUGUUGCACGUGGAGAUGUUGACGCUGCUGUUUCUGGUGCUCUGGAUGUGUGUGUUAAGCCAGGACCCGGGCUCCAAGGCCGUCGCCGACCGCUACGCCGUCUACUGGAACAGCAGCAACCCCAGAUUCCAGAGGGGUGACUACCACAUUGACGUCUGUAUUAAUGACUACCUGGAUGUUUUCUGCCCUCACUAUGAGGACUCUGUCCCUGAAGAUAAGACUGAACGUUAUGUCCUCUACAUGGUAAACUUUGAUGGCUACAGUGCCUGUGACCAUACUUCCAAAGGCUUCAAGAGAUGGGAAUGUAACCGGCCUCACUCUCCAAAUGGACCGCUGAAGUUUUCUGAAAAAUUCCAGCUCUUCACUCCCUUUUCUCUAGGAUUUGAAUUCAGGCCAGGCCGGGAAUAUUUCUACAUCUCAUCUGCAAUCCCAGAUAAUGGAAGAAGGUCCUGUCUAAAGCUCAAAGUCUUUGUGAGACCAACAAAUAGCUGUAUGAAAACUAUAGGUGUUCAUGAUCGUGUUUUCGAUGUUAACGACAAAGUAGAAAAUUCAUUAGAACCAGCAGAUGACACCGUACAUGAGUCAGCCGAGCCAUCCCGCGGCGAGAACGCGGCACAAACACCAAGGAUACCCAGCCGCCUUUUGGCAAUCCUACUGUUCUUCCUGGCGAUGCUCUUGACAUUAUAGCACAGUCUCCUCCCGUCACCUGCCACAGAGAACAUCAGGGUCUUGGAACACCAGAGAUCCACCUAACUACUCAUCCUAAGAAGGGACUUGUUAUUGGUUUUUGGCAGAUGUCAGAUUUUUAUUUUCCUUUUUAUUUUUUUCCAGCCUGAAUUCUAAGCAACAACUCGGGGGGUAGGGGGGCUAAAUUAGUUGCUGCCUCUCUUACCCCAGCCCGCCCCCGAGCCCUUGCCCAUGACGACUCUCACUCCUUCCACAUUAAAUGGACUCCAGAUGAAAAGCCAAGUUGUCGUAGUGACGCCAGUGGUCCGUCCGCUCCUGUGUGUUCUCCUCUAAGAGCUCGCCUCCGCUAGUGCCAUGUAUCAGCGGUAUAUGGACGAGGAAGAAUAGUGGCAGAUGCAGCCAGUGAUGGCUAGGCCCAGGAGGGUUUUACUCUCCGAUACAAUAUUUAUGCCUUCUCAUUCAGAACUGUAAGAUGAUCGUGCGGGCAUCGUGUCACCAUGUCAGGUCCAGAGGGGAGGUAUUAAGAAUAGAUAUAAUAUUACACCGUUUCCUCUAGGAGUGUAUAAAUGAACAGGCUUCUAAAAGGUUGAGACACUGGUUUUUUGUUUU